This is a messenger RNA of Elaeis guineensis (African oil palm), 711 nucleotides long. Lineage: Eukaryota; Viridiplantae; Streptophyta; Magnoliopsida; Arecales; Arecaceae. The record is from RefSeq and is a predicted model, not a curated record.
AUGAAGAAUACUGUGUUUGGUGCAGUUGACAAGGAUGGCAACAGCGCCCUACAUUUGGCUGCCAAGCAUGGCCAAAACAGGCCUUGGCUCAUCCCUGGAGCAGCUCUUCAAAUGCAAUGGGAGAUCAAGUGGUACAAGCACAAUUUUAAAGGCGAAACCGCUCUGGAAAUCUUCACCAAAUCUCAUGAGUCUUUGGUCAAGGACGCCAGCAAGUGGCUCAACAACACCUCGCAGUCGUGCUCCGUGGUCGCUGCCCUCAUCGCGACAGUGGCCUUCACCUCUGCAACCGCUGUGCCCGGAGGCGUCAACCAAGUUUCAGGUUUCCCCAUCUUCGAGGGCAAGGUUGCGUUCCAAGUGUUUGCCCUCUCCGCGCUCAUAGCUCUCUGCUUCUCGGUUACCUCCCUGGUAAUGUUCCUCUCUAUCCUCACCUCCCGCUUUCAGGAGCGAGACUUCGAGAAGGACCUCCCUGUGAAGCUGAUCAUUGGCCUCACCGCCCUCUUCAUGUCCAUCGGUGCAAAUCUGGUCUCCUUUUGUGCCGGCAAUUUCUUUGUCAUCGAACAAAAGCUAAAGUAUGCAGCAUAUCCAAUAUAUGCAAUUGUUUGCCUGCCCGUAUCAUUCUUUGCUGUGGCGCAGUUUCCACUCUACAUCGACCUCAUAAAGGCCACCUUCGCCGAGGUGCCAGAGCGCACCCUGAAGUUACAUCCUUUUUGA